Molecule: messenger RNA, 895 nt
Organism: Oryzias latipes (Japanese medaka)
Lineage: Eukaryota; Metazoa; Chordata; Actinopteri; Beloniformes; Adrianichthyidae
Gene: mrpl51
Product: mitochondrial ribosomal protein L51
Biological process (GO): translation
Cellular component (GO): mitochondrial large ribosomal subunit
Molecular function (GO): structural constituent of ribosome
Source: RefSeq, a predicted model, not a curated record
AUGGGAUUCAUAGCAAAAAUGGAGACAGCCAUAGGGGGCAUGUUGAAACGUCAAUAAAACUUUAUCACAAGUUUCAUGCCAAUACAAAUAUUAUUUUAUAUAUAUAUAUAAAAUUAGAAAAGGGUUCACUUCGCACUCAACUGUUAACACGCGUGGAAAAAGAGGAAAGCUGCGGACAUGUCGGCUUUGAGAGGUUUGCUGAGAGCCGGAGGGUCCUUGUGUCAGUCUGCAGGGACUCUGCUGCACACAGCCAGGACCAUCUCGACAGGUACAUUUUGCCAGAUAAGGAUGCAUUCUAUUCCUCAACCAAAAGAGGUUGACAGAUGGACUGAGAAGAGGACCAUGUAUGGAGUUUAUGACAACAUUGGCAUCCUGGGAGACUUUAAAGCUCAUCCCAGAGACCUCAUUGCUGCCCCCUGCUGGCUCAAAGGCUUUAGAGGAAAUGAACUGCAGCGAUUGAUUAGAAAAAAGAAGAUGGUGGGAGACAGAAUGAUGACUCUGGAGAAGCACAACUUGGAGAAAAGGAUCCGCUUUCUUUACAAACGAUUUAACCGCGUGGGGAAACACCGCUGAUGCGAACCGCAACAUCUUAGCAAAUGCAGGCUUUUAGGGGUGUGACUUCAUAUUCUGUGUACUGUACCAUUUAUCAUUAUUCAGGCAAGAUUUAUGUUUGUCUUUAUGUACAUGCUAAUUGUUUUAAAAUAACCUAAAAAAUGCCUUUCACCCUCUUUAAAAAAAACCUAUAUAUUAAAUCUUGAAAGAAAAUCACAAAUAUGGAAUGGAAUUUUUUUUUUUAACUUUCAAAAUGUUUUAUUGUGUUUAUGUGUUUUUGCAUUUAAAUAGGGUGCUUACUCUGUUAGAACAUUAAAGGCCUACUGUGGUCUAUGUUAAGACA